This is a messenger RNA of Rhopalosiphum maidis (corn leaf aphid), 1688 nucleotides long. It is a transcript of the gene Nup62, whose product is annotated as nuclear pore glycoprotein p62. The record is from RefSeq and is a predicted model, not a curated record. Gene Ontology annotation, molecular function: phospholipid binding; structural constituent of nuclear pore. The transcript is spliced from 6 exons. Gene Ontology annotation, biological process: RNA export from nucleus; protein import into nucleus. Lineage: Eukaryota; Metazoa; Arthropoda; Insecta; Hemiptera; Aphididae. Gene Ontology annotation, cellular component: nuclear pore central transport channel; nuclear pore. The coding region runs from base 141 to 1607 and encodes 488 amino acids.
CUUGUGGAAUUGCGGCUGGCUUAGUGUAGUAUAUUCGUAAUUGUUAUUUUGUUACUCAUUUAUAUUUACAGUUACUAGCGAUUGAUGAAUGUUGGGAGAAUAAAAACCUAUAAACUAAGAAGUAUCUAUCUAUUUUCAACAUGAAUUUCAAUUUCGGGACACCAAAAACCACAACUCCUUCAAUGUUUUCAAUGACUACUCCUGCCAAUACAUCGUGGGGUUCAACUCAGCCUUCAGCUGGUUUCUCCUUAGGGAGUAAUACCCAGCCAGCCUCUACUGGUUUCUCAUUGGGUGGCACCACACAACCAUCAACUGGUUUUUCAUUAGGUGGUACCACACAAGCAUCAACUGGUUUCUCAUUGGGUGCUUCAAACCAACCAUCGACUGGUUUCUCGUUGGGCACAACUCCAGCAUCUACUGGAUUCUCAUUAGGUACAACUUCUGCACCUAAUGCUUUCUCAUUGGGCACAACUCAAACAUCAACAGCAUUUUCUUUGGGUGCAACUCCAACAGUUUCAACUGGUUUCUCGUUAGCUGGUACAACUCAACCAUCUACUGGUUUCUCGUUGAGCACAACUCAAGUACCUGCUGCUUUACCAUUAACUACAACUCAAGCAUCUACCGGUUUCUCAUUGGGAACAACUCCAGCAUCAACAGGUUUCUCUUUAGGUUCAACUCCAGCAGUUUCUACUGGUUUCUCGUUAGCUGGUACCACUCAAGCAUCUACUGGUUUCUCAUUAGCUACAACUCAAGCAUCAACUGGUUUCUCGUUGGCCACAACUCAAACACCUACUGGUUUCUCAUUAGCCACAACAAAAGCAUCAACAGGUUUCUCUUUGGGUACAACUCCAGCAGUUUCUACUAGUUUCUCAUUAGGCACAACAAGCACUACUGGAUUUUCAUUGAACUCUUCUGCAACAACCACAGCCCAAGCUACUACAAUACAAACGACUGCAGCAAUUACUACACAAGCUCCACCUGCUACCUCACAAUCAGAUACCCAGUCCAGUGCAGUUCAACCGACUAAUUUCCAACAGCUUAUUGAUUUAAUUAACAACUGGACUGUCAGUUUAGAAAAUCAAGAAAAACAAUUUCUUAAUCAAGCAAAUGAAAUAACUGUUUGGGAUAAUAUGUUAACAAAUCAAUCUACUAAAUUGGUAAAAUUGUAUGAUAUUCUGGAGCAAAAAGAAAAAGAACAAGUAGAUAUUGAAAAUGAACUUGACUUCUUGUUAUCCCAGCAAAAAGAACUUGAAGAUUGUUUAGUUCCACUAGAACAAGAAUUACAAUCUGCUGAAGUAUUAAGUAGUUUGAACAAUGAAAGAGAACCAAUAUAUAAAGCUGCUCAAGAAAUUGAUAACCAAGUAAAACAAAUGUCAGGAGAUAUUAAGGAAAUAGUAAAUAAUUUAAAUAAAGCCAACUCGAAAAAAGAUUCGGAUGAUGAUUUGGAUACUAUAUGUCGAAUAUUGAACUGUCAUAUGACAGCAUUACAGUACAUAGAGCAUAAUGCAGAAAAUUUAAGUGCCAUGGUUUCUGAAGUAAAUGAAGAACAUUCCCGUUUCUUAACAGCUGCUAAUGAUAACACUUUUAUGUCCUCAUUUAGGAAAUAAAUAGUAUUACAAAAUUAAUAUUUACACAUUAUAUUAAAAUAUUGAAAUUGAUACUUUUUGAUAUUUUAAAUGGAUACUUAC